CAGGAUGUGGAGGAUAUCAGAUGUGCCUUGGAGCGCUGCAGACCCCGGCUGGAGGGCUGGGCGGCGGCGCGGCGGCUGCUGAGCGCCCAGACGCUCUGCGGCCGCUGCUGCAUGCCAUGGUGGUUCGGCCGGUACCGCGCCGAGCUGCGGCCGAGGCCGGACGCCACCAAGCCGCUGCGCCGCCUGCUAAACAAGCGCCGCCAAGGCCGGCCACUGGGCCGCCUGCAGACCCGCCUGCUGGACCGCUUCCUGGCCGCGCGCGACUGCCUGAUUCUCGAGUGCAAGCUGUGCAGUUACGUGACGCGCCUGCCGCUGCGGGCACGGCGGGAGCGCGCGCCAGUCGAUUCACCGAAGCUGGAGCACGCGCAGCGGCGUCUGCAGAAGAUGCUCUUGCAGUCAGACAAGAGAACGUCGGACACGGGCCUCAUGGCGUUCCUCUCGCAGGUCUGA
Pollicipes pollicipes is the source of this 450-nucleotide messenger RNA. RefSeq lists its product as uncharacterized. The record is from RefSeq and is a predicted model, not a curated record. Bases 112 to 450 code for a protein of 112 amino acids. The transcript has 4 exons. NCBI's taxonomy places the organism in Eukaryota, Metazoa, Arthropoda, Thecostraca, Pollicipedomorpha, Pollicipedidae.